Molecule: messenger RNA, 2929 nt
Organism: Tarenaya hassleriana
Lineage: Eukaryota; Viridiplantae; Streptophyta; Magnoliopsida; Brassicales; Cleomaceae
Product: formin-like protein 11
Exons: 4
Coding region: 118-2742 (874 amino acids)
Biological process (GO): actin cytoskeleton organization; actin nucleation
Molecular function (GO): actin filament binding
Source: RefSeq, a predicted model, not a curated record
AAAAAAAAAAAACUUUGUUUGUUAUUUUCUUUAGAGGAAUUUUGGGAUUUAUAGAGGUUGAUGAUUUGAUUUACAGCGAGGGAUCCGAUAAAGAAAGAGAACAGAGGGAGGGAAGAAAUGGGUUGUUUCCGUCGGAUCCUUCUCGUGAUAAUGGUGAUGAUGAUGUCAUUACUGUGUUGCAGAGUGAGCCAUUUGGGCAUUGCCGUUGUCGGCAAAGUCGCCGGAGAAGACGAAGGCGAGAAGAAAGAGCUCCGGAUCCUGGAAAAGUUCCGAGCUUUACUCGAUUUGAUCAAACCCUCUACGUCUCCGCCAAGAAAUCGAGCAAAGUCUGAUCCUUUAUCUCCGUGGCCGGCUCCGGCUCCGUCGCCGUUUCCCGGCGAUGGCCCUGGCUCCUCUCCGGCGUAUCCGCCGGCUCCUCUCCGGCCAAUCCAUCAUCAUUUUCGUCGUCCGUUGCCGCAACCGAACCAUCACUGGAGACAGCACGAGAGACAAAGGGUAAAACGAGGAGGAGGAAGAUGGAAGAACAUCCUUGUACCUGUCCUGGUCGCUACAACUUCAGGAAUCGGCUUCGUCGCUUGUGUUGUGGGACUGUUCUGUCUUGGAAUGAAGAUCAGGAAGAGGAAGUACAGUGGAAAGAAGUCGUUUAAGCGGAAGAAGGGCAAAUCUCAGAGCUCUUCGACGAGGAAGGUCAGCGUCAACCCUACUCUGGAUUUUCUGUACCUCAACUCAACGGGAGUUGAUCUGGAGAGACAGUGCUCUGUUUCUAUUAAAGAGACACGAGAAGACGAGAAGGGUUUGAGCUACAACAAUGGCGGAUUUGUUGAAGGAGAGGUGAAGAACGGAGGAACUGAGAUUCUGCCAGAAUUAUCAGACCACACGAGCAGUUCUUCGGCCAAAGAGAUAGUGUCGGUGCAUGAAAAUGGUGAACGAGUAGUAGACUCUGUUGGUGGUUUUGUCGUAUUUCCUCGAGAAAAUGACUCCUCAGACGAUGAAUCCUUCCAUUCGUUCCAUGCCUCUCAGUCUUCAAGAUUGUCAAAUGCUUCUGCUGAUACUGUUGUUGAAUCUUCAGAACAUUUUCGUGAACGAGAGCUGGAGAUUCAAGAAUCAUGUCCGAAAGAUUCCCAGAUCUCCCCUCCUCCACCUCCGCCAUUUCCUCGUUUCUCAGGCAGACGGUUUCGCCCUCUCUCUUCUCAUAAACCGAGGCCAAAUCUUGCAUACAAUUCACCAGAUGUCUUAGAAGAAGUUUCAGAUUCUUCCUCGAAGGCAAAUCUUCAAACCCUUUACCCGAAUCCACCCAAAAAGGCAUCUAGCUCUUCAUCAAGCACGAAUCUGCAGACCCAUUUGCCGGAUCUUUCUGAAAAAGGUUUUGGAUCUUCCUUGAGCACCAUUCUGCCAUGCCCGCCUCCACCACCACCGCCACCAAGGUCUCUACCUUUGGCGGGAAGCAACAAAACGCCACCACCUCCGCCGCUGUCUCUUGACUUCUCUCAACGUGCGACAUUGGGCAAAGACAGAGCUCCAUUGCCUAAACUCAAGCCGCUUCAUUGGGACAAAGUUAGAGCCACACCAGACCGUAGGAUGGUCUGGGAUAAACUCAGAACAAGCUCCUUUGAAUUCGAUGAAGAGAUGAUGGAGUCGCUAUUCGGGCAGAGUUCGACGAAGAACAACGACGAAGAAAAGAGCAAAACUCCGUCACCGGGGAAACAUCUUCUGGAGCCCAAGAGACUUCAGAACUUUACCAUUCUCUUGAAAGCUUUGAACGCAACCACUGAUCAAGUCUGCAGUGCCUUGCUCAAAGGAGAAGGGUUGAGUUUGCAGCAACUAGAGGCGUUGGUGAAGAUAGUGCCGACAAAGGAAGAAGAAAGCAAGCUCUGUAGCUACAGAGGCACCAUUGAUGAGCUUGGCUCUGCCGAGAGGUUCAUUAGAGCCAUUCUUGCCGUGCCCUUUUCGUUUCAGAGAGCCGAAUCCAUGCUUUAUAGAGAAACAUUCGACGACGAGGUUGUUCAUCUCAGAAACUCCUUCUGUAUGCUCGAGGAAGCAUGCAAGGAACUGAAGUCGAGCAGGUUGUUCCUGAAGCUUCUAGAGGCAGUCCUCAAGACCGGAAACCGAAUGAAUGUGGGGACAGUUCGUGGAGGGGCGAAAGCCUUCAAGCUCGAUGCCCUUCUCAAGCUCUCUGACGUAAAAGGAACAGACGGGAAGACAACUCUGCUUCACUUCGUCGUCCAAGAGAUUUCCCGGUCGGAAGGGAUCAGGGUUUCGGACAGCAUCAUGGGUCGGAUCAUGAACCAGGGAGCGAACAAGAACAGAACCGAGAAAGAGAAAGACGACGAUUACAGACGGAUGGGGCUCGAGCUCGUAUCCGGACUCAGCAUAGAGCUCCAGAACGUGAAGAAAACGGCCACGAUCGAUCUCGACGUCCUGACGAGCUCAGCGUCGAAUCUGAGAGAGGGGCUGUCGAGACUGAGAACUCUUCUGGGGUGUCGGAAGCUGGAGAGGGCGUUCGUGGGGGAGAUGAGGCUGUUCUCGAGGGAGGCGGAGAAGAGAAUGGAGGAAGUGAGGGAAGAGGAGAAGAGGGUAGUGGAGAGAGCUCGGGAGGUGACCGAGUAUUUCCAUGGGGAAGUGAAGGGAGAUGACAAGAACCCUCUGAGGAUAUUCGUGAUCGUCAGAGAUUUUCUGGGGAUGUUGGAUCUUGUCUGCAGAGAGCUGAGGUGUGUCAGAGUCCCAAGCACUCCUUUCCGAUGAAUCCAGAAAACGACAUGACAUAGAGAUUUGUUUCUUUGUUCUGUAAGUAGCGAAUGAAAUAUAUAUACACACACAGAUAUGUGUAUAUAUAUAUGUAUGUAUGAAAAUGGAUGGGUAAUUUUGUGAACAACACUCUCUUAUGAAAGACUCUUUUAACAAAUGGUUAAUAACCGAAUAAUUCAUUUCA